Drosophila eugracilis is the source of this 2499-nucleotide messenger RNA. RefSeq names its product FACT complex subunit Ssrp1 (gene Ssrp). The transcript is spliced from 3 exons. NCBI's taxonomy places the organism in Eukaryota, Metazoa, Arthropoda, Insecta, Diptera, Drosophilidae. The record is from RefSeq and is a predicted model, not a curated record. The coding region runs from base 120 to 2312 and encodes 730 amino acids. Gene Ontology annotation, molecular function: DNA binding; nucleosome binding; histone binding. Gene Ontology annotation, cellular component: nucleus; FACT complex.
UUAGGCGCGCAGUGUUGUUUUUUUGUCGGCCGGAGUUCAUUGUUAAAAAUUGUUAAUUUCGCAAAGCGGCGUAAUAUAGUGUUAUCCUAUUUUUAUUAAUUGAGCAGAAGCAGAGCACAAUGACGGACUCACUGGAGUACAACGACAUAAACGCCGAAGUGCGCGGUGUCUUGUCUUCCGGACGCUUAAAGCUGACCGAUCAGAACAUCAUCUUCAAGAACACAAAGACUGGCAAGGUGGAGCAGAUCUCGGCGGAUGACAUAGACCUUAUCAACUCGCAGAAGUUCGUGGGAACUUGGGGACUAAGGGUGUUUACCAAGAGCGGCCUGCUUCACCGCUUUACUGGAUUUCGCGACAGCGAGCACGAAAAACUGGGCAAGUUCAUCAAGGAUGCCUACUCGCAAGAAAUGGUCGAGAAAGAAAUGUGUGUUAAGGGCUGGAACUGGGGCACCGCCCGCUUUAUGGGCUCCGUCCUGAGCUUCGACAAGGAGUCGAAGACGAUAUUUGAGGUGCCCCUGUCGCAUGUUUCGCAGUGCGUCACCGGCAAAAACGAAGUCACCCUGGAAUUCCACCAGAACGACGAUGCACCAGUUGGCUUGUUAGAAAUGCGGUUCCACAUUCCCGCCGUAGAGUCUGCCGAGGAGGAUCCGGUGGACAAGUUCCACCAGAACGUGAUGAGCAAGGCUUCGGUCAUCUCGGCUUCGGGCGAGUCAAUUGCCAUAUUCAGAGAGAUCCAGAUCCUCACGCCUCGUGGUCGCUACGACAUCAAAAUCUUCUCCACCUUCUUCCAGCUCCACGGCAAGACAUUCGACUACAAGAUUCCCAUGGAUUCGGUUUUGCGGCUCUUCAUGCUGCCCCACAAGGACAGUCGACAGAUGUUCUUCGUGCUUUCGUUGGAUCCGCCCAUUAAGCAGGGACAGACCCGUUACCACUAUCUGGUCCUGCUGUUCGCUCCCGAUGAGGAGACCACCAUUGAGUUGCCCUUCUCCGAGGCCGAGUUGCGCGACAAGUACGAGGGCAAAUUGGAGAAGGAGAUAUCCGGACCGGUGUAUGAGGUAAUGGGAAAGGUGAUGAAGGUGCUAAUCGGUCGUAAGAUUACCGGACCUGGUAACUUUAUCGGACACUCUGGCACUGCGGCCGUGGGAUGCUCCUUUAAGGCCGCCGCUGGUUACCUGUAUCCCUUGGAGCGGGGAUUCAUUUAUAUCCACAAGCCACCUCUACAUAUCCGCUUUGAGGAAAUAAGUUCGGUGAACUUUGCGCGCAGCGGCGGUUCUACACGCUCAUUCGACUUUGAGGUUACACUCAAGAACGGAACCGUCCACAUAUUCUCAUCCAUCGAAAAAGAGGAGUACGCCAAGCUCUUUGAUUUUAUCACUCAGAAGAAGUUGCAUGUUAGCAACAUGGGCAAGGAUAAGAGCGGGUACAAGGAUGUUGACUUUGGCGACUCUGAUAACGAAAACGAGCCGGAUGCCUACCUGGCUCGUCUCAAGGCAGAGGCCAGAGAAAAGGAAGAGGACGACGACGAUGGUGAUGAUUCGGAUGAGGAGUCUACGGAUGAGGACUUCAAGCCCAACGAGAACGAGUCCGAUGUGGCCGAGGAGUACGACAGUAAUGUAGAGAGUGAUUCGGAUGAUGAUAGCGAUGCCAGCGGUGGAGGGGAUGGUGACAGCGAUGUCGCCAAAAAGAAGAAGGAGAAGAAGGCCGAGAGGAAAGAGAAAAAGGAGAAAAAACACAAGGAGAAGGAGCGAACUAAAAAAGCUUCCAAGAAAAAGGACACAGGCAAACCCAAGCGCGCUACCACUGCCUUCAUGCUCUGGCUGAACGACACGCGCGAGAGCAUCAAGAAGGAUAAUCCGGGCAUUAAGGUAACCGAGAUUGCCAAAAAGGGCGGCGAAAUGUGGAAGGAGCUGAAGGAUAAGUCCAAGUGGGAGGAGGCGGCUGCCAAGGAUAAGCAGCGGUACCAGGACGAGAUGCGCAACUAUAAGCCUGAAGCAGGCGGCAGUGACAACGAGAAGGGUGGAAAGGCCACAAAGAAACGCAAGUCAGAAGCUUCUCCAACCAAAAAAGCAAAUACCUCCGGCAGUGGCUUCAAGAGUAAGGAGUACAUUUCCGACGACGAUUCCACCAGCUCGGAUGACGAGAAGGACAAGUCCAAGGACAAUGAGCCUGCUAAGAAGAAGAGUAAACCCACAUCCGAUGGCGGUGCCAAAAAGAAAAACUCCAAGAGCGAUAGCGAAGCGGAGGAGAGUGAGGAGGCCAGCAAUGCUAGCGAUGAAGAUGAGGAGGAUGAGGAAGAUGAGGCCAGUGAUUAGGCCGAUAAACACAACACAAUUCCAUAAACACACCUCACACACCCAUGCCCCAAAUCUAGUUUACAUUCGCCUAGUUUAGUUAAGUGCUGCCUGUUGGAUACAGACUAAUAUGUUUUUUUUGUUUAAUUAAAACUCAACAACGAAUCGAAAGUUCGAGUAAUUAAACUGAAUUGAUAAUUGCCCAUAA